AGCCCCGGGGCGGGCGGAUCGGCGGAGCUGGGCUGGGCUCGGUGCGCUGCAACCGGAGCACCAUGAACCGCUUCAAGGCGUCCAAGUUCCGGCACACCGAGGCCCGGAUGCCUCGCAGGGAGGCCUGGAUUGGGGGGAUCCGAGCAGGCUCCAUCACAUCCCAUGGGAACCACGUGAAGGCCAGCUGCCGCUGGAUUGCCUUCAAUGCUGAGGCAACAGGUGUGCUGGGCAUUGUGCCACUGGAGUGUGGAGAUGGAGGCAAGAGGACUGUCUCUCAGCUCUGCUGCCACUCAGAUGUGGUGACAGACUUUGACUUCUCACCCUUUGAUCAGCUUCUGCUGGCUACAGGCUCUGCUGAUGAGAUGGUGAAGGUGUGGCGUCUGCCUGAGAGUGGCCAGGACAUGCCCUGCAGCUCGGGGCUGACCCUCGGACCGUGUGGGGGGGCAGUGGAUGUGCUGCAGUUCCACCCCACGGCAGAUGGUGUCCUCGCCAGCGGCAUGGGGAAGAGAGUCACCGUCUGGGACCUGGGACAGCAGCAGCCACUGACAGCUCUGGAUGCCCACGGGGACCAGCUGCAGAGCCUGGCCUGGAAGCGAGACGGGCACCUCCUUGGUACCUCCUGCAAGGACAAGAAACUGCGGAUCUUUGACCCCCGAGCCAGCCCAGCCGCCUCCCAGAGUGUCCUGGGACAUGAGAACAACAAGGACACCCGGCUGCUCUGGAUGGGCUCCAGCGAUUGCCUCAUCUCCGUGGGGUUCAGCCAGAUGCGGGAGCGGGAGGUGAAGCUGUGGGACACGCGACGGUUCAGCGGGGCAAUGCUCACUGUGGCGCUGGACACCUCACCUGGGGCGACCAUCCCGCUGUAUGAUGCUGACACUGGACUGCUGGUGCUGGCGGGCAAGGGAGAAAACCUCCUGUACUGCUUUGAGGUGGCACCUACGCAGCCAGCGCUCACCCAGGUGACCCAAUGUCGGAUGGAGGGCAGCACCCGGGGCCUGGCCACUGUGCCGCGCCUGGCCCUCGACGUCAUGGCCUGCGAGGUGCUGCGCGUCCUACAGCUCACUGACUCCGCCCUUGUCCCCAUCAGCUAUCUGGUGCCACGCAAGUCUGUGCAGGACUUCCAUGAGGAUCUGUUCCCUGACUGUGCCGGGACACUGCCAGCCACCAGCGCCCAGGCCUGGUGGGCAGGGGACAGUCAAGAGGUCACAAGGGUGAGCCUGCACCCUGCCCGGAGACCCACUGAGACCUUCACCUCUCCAGUCAUCAUGGACACCCAGCUGCGAGUAGCUGACACCAGCCCCACCAACACUGGUGCCAACACUGACACAGACCAGAGUGAGGCCAGUGGCUACUCCUCACCAUCCUCACUGGCAUCACCGAGCAGUGCCACCACCCCCCUCUCGGCCAGCACUGGCCCCUCCAGUGGCUUUGCCAGCAGCCCCAGCCAGAAGUCACUGCAGAACAUUUUGGGGCCCAGUUCCCGCUUCCGGCAUGCACAGGGAAGGGUGCUGCACCGCGACACCCACCUCACCAACCUGCGAGGGCUCAGCCUCACCACACCGGGCGAGUGCGAUGGCUUCUGUGCCAACCACCAGCGCGUCGCCCUGCCCCUGCUCUCUGCUGGUGGCCAGAUCGCUGUCCUCGAGCUCUCCAAGGCUGGCCGUCAACCUGAUGCAGCUGUGCCCACCAUCCAGAAUGGUGCAGCAGUGGCCGACCUUUCCUGGGACCCCUUUGACCCGCGGCGCCUCGCUGUUGCGGGUGAAGAUGCCAAGAUCCAGCUGUGGCGGAUCCCUGAGGGAGGAUUGCAGGAAACACUGCGGGAGCCUGAAGCUGUCCUCCGAGGUCACACAGAGAAGAUUUACUCCAUCCGCUUCCACCCCAUGGCCUCUGACCUCCUGGUUUCCUCCUCCUAUGACAUGACAGUGCGGAUCUGGGACCUGAGCACUGGGCAGGAAGCCUUGUGCUUGCAAGGACACACCGACCAGAUCUUCAGCCUGGCUUGGAGCCCUGAUGGGAAGAAGCUGGCAACGGUGAGCAAAGAUGCGCGAUUACGGCUCUAUGAGCCCCGGCACAGCACUGAGCCUCAGCAGGAGGGUCCAGGGCCUGAGGGGGCCCGUGGAGCACGCCUGGUUUGGGUUUGCAGCGGUGACUGUCUGCUGGUGUCCGGCUUUGAUAGUCGAAGCGAGAGGAAGAUCCUCCUGUACCAGGCACAGGCUCUGCCCGAUGGACCCUUGUCUGUCCUUGGCCUUGAUGUGGCCCCAUCCACCCUCCUGCCCUUCUAUGAUGAGGAUACCAGCGUUGUUUUCCUCACUGGCAAGGGGGACACCAGAGUCUUCCUCUAUGAGGUGACACCUGAGCCCCCCUAUUUCCUCGAGUGCAACAGCUUCACCUCCAGUGAACCCCACAAGGGCUUCAUAUUCCUGCCCAAAACGGUGUGUGAGGUGCGGGAGGUGGAGUUUGCCCGGGCACUGCGCCUUGGCCAGAGCACCCUUGAGCCAGUGGCUUUCCAUGUGCCACGUGUCAAGAAGGAGUAUUUCCAGGACGACAUCUACCCGACAACUCGAGUCUGGUGGGAGCCGGCCCUCAGCAGCAGUGCUUGGCUGGCCGGGGAGGAUGGGAAGCAGCGUCGAGCCAGCCUGCGCCCAGCAGACAUGACACCAGUGAGUGAGGCGCCAAAAGAGGCUCCGGCACGGAAGUUCGUCCCUGCAUCCGUCUAUCUGGCAGAGAAGUCUGAUGAGCAGAAGAAGGAGGAGCUCCUGAGCGCCAUGGUGGCCCGCCUGGGCAACAGGGACGACCCACUGCCCCAGGACUCCUUCGAGGGGGUGGACGAGGACGAGUGGGACUAGGCCACACUCUGGCACUCCGAGGGCCGCUCGGACCCCUGCAGGCGGCCGGGCAGAGAGGACGCAGAGAAGGAAGGAGCGCGGCGGGUCCGGUCCGGCCCGGCGGAGAGGAGACGCGGCGGGACCUGGGACGCUCCCCGGGCCGGGCAGCAACGUCAGGAGCACUGUUGCUGCGGGCAGGCCCCGCUAUUAAAAGCGCUGCACCAAC
Molecule: messenger RNA, 3051 nt
Organism: Pogoniulus pusillus (Red-fronted tinkerbird)
Lineage: Eukaryota; Metazoa; Chordata; Aves; Piciformes; Lybiidae
Gene: CORO7
Product: coronin 7
Exons: 28
Coding region: 63-2846 (927 amino acids)
Biological process (GO): actin filament organization
Molecular function (GO): actin filament binding
Source: RefSeq, a predicted model, not a curated record